This is a messenger RNA of Wasmannia auropunctata (little fire ant), 1107 nucleotides long. RefSeq names its product glutaredoxin-C4-like. The record is from RefSeq and is a predicted model, not a curated record. The transcript has 3 exons. Gene Ontology annotation, cellular component: cytoplasm. The coding region runs from base 521 to 991 and encodes 156 amino acids. NCBI's taxonomy places the organism in Eukaryota, Metazoa, Arthropoda, Insecta, Hymenoptera, Formicidae. Gene Ontology annotation, biological process: cellular response to oxidative stress. Gene Ontology annotation, molecular function: glutathione disulfide oxidoreductase activity.
AACGUCAAACGUGAGAACGUCGCUUCGCAGGCCCGUCGUAUUUGCGUAUCUUUUUACCAACAGGUUAAUUUUCGCGAGAAGAUUGAGCCUGAAAUUUUAAGUCUGUCGCUAUACCGAAUCGCGUCGAAAGUCUAUCUGAAAGACACUGAAAGGAUAUAAUCGGCAGUCUCGAAAUUCCGACAAUCCGAGGAAUUCUUGCCUUAUCUCAAUACUUAUUUUAAGGCAAAUUCAACCAAAUUCUGGACCGAUUAAUUCGAUCAAUGAUUAUAUAAUUCAUCAAAUAAAAAUUUAACGCGGAAAUAGUAAUUUUUGUCCUUUAAUCGUUUUAACGUAUGGAAAAUAAGAUUAAAUUAUGAGAUUACGCGGUUAAAAAUUUUGUUCUAAGCGAUUUUGCCGCCUGAACCGUUCGUCAAUUAAGUUAAUUAGGAGUUUAAUUUCUCUCCUUCUCACAAAUUGUAACUUUCUCGAGCGCGUUUUCCUCUAUAUUAGCGACACCGCUCGUCGUUAACGCCUCGUGUAAAUGAGACUUGACGCUAACCGCCGAUCAGCCGCAGCAUCCGCACUUGUCAGUGGACGGAUUUCCCUCGCUUCUCGUUUCUUCGACGAUUUGUUUAGUAGACAGCCGAUACCUGCAGUGACAUAUACUCUUAAAGUUACGUCAGCCGUAAAUUCGAGCGCGACAAAGAGGACUAUCAUGCCGUCGACGCGAGAUCUCGUCAGCGACUUCAUCGCGAAGGACUCGGUCGUCAUAUUCUCCAAAACGUCCUGUCCUUACUGCAAAAUGGCCAAGAAGGUAUUCGACUCCUUGAAGAAACCUUAUACGGCGAUAGAGUUAGACGAUAGGGAUGAUGCACAGGAGAUACAAGACAUAUUAAAUGAAAUAACUGGCGCCAGAACAGUGCCCAGGGUAUUCCUUAACGGAGUGUGCUUAGGAGGCGGUACCGACGUGAAGAAAUUAUACGACAGCGGCGAGCUCGAAAAAAAAUUUUGAAUUUUCAUUGUCGAAGCAUGAUCUUAUUGCGUAAAUACUUAAUACGUAUAUAAUAUAUUGCUCGCAACAAGAAGCAAGAAAAAAAUCUAUUUCAACACGAAAAUAUAAAACAAAAU